AUGACUCCUUUCAAACUAUUAAUUUGGAAUUCACAAGGUCUUGGAAACCCUUUAUCUCGUCACCAUCUAAAUAACAUUUCUAAGCAAUUUACUCCUGCUCUAACCUGUAUCUUGGAAACGAAGAAUAAGGCAGAGUAUGUUAGUUCUGUCCUUCGAAAAUCAGGGAACAACUUCCAUUUCGUAAUUGAUCCGGUUGGUCGGGCUGGGGGCAUUGCAAUUGGAUGGCGUGAUGGUCUCCUCGUCACUGUUCAAUCACAGUCUGGUUUUUAUGUCCAUCUGACUAUCGCUUGCCCUGAACUUGAAAAAGAGAUUGACGUAAUAGUAGUAUAUUUGAGUACAACUUUUGAUGAUCGUCAAGACCAACUACAGUCUCUUGUUCCUCUCUUAUAUGGUUUGCAACGUCCAUAUGUUGUUGGGGGGAUUUUAACAUGCUUCUUUCAAAUACAGAAAAAUUGGGAUAUGGGUUUCUAUGGAUUUCCUUUCACCUGGAACAACCAUCGAUCAGAACAAGAUAACAUUAAAGAGAGGCUAUACAGAUUUUUGUGCUCGCCAUCUUUUAGACAGUUGGCCCCUUUUGCCAUUGUACAACAUCUGGAUGAACUUGGUUCAGACCACCGGCCUAUAUUAUUAGAUUUAUUCCCAUCGAGGAUUAAGACUCCACGUUUGUUUCACUUUGAUCGAAGAUGGAUCGGAAAUGACGAUUCUCACAGACUGAUUACCCAAUCUUGGCAAACCAGCAACUCUGGAAAUCCUAUGUACCAAGUGUUUUCCAAGUUAAAAGCUUGUCGGCAUUCCUUAUUCCAAUGGUCCAGAAGCGGUACUACAAAUUCACACCGCCGGAUUACUACUUUAUCAUCCCAACUCUCUGACCUUAAAAGCAAUAUCACUGCUAUCAACCCAUCAUCAAUUCAAGCUUUGGAGUCCGAGUUAGCUGGUGCAAUUCGAGAAGAAGAAAUUUAUUGGGCACAAAAAUCCCGUCAAUUAUGGCUUCGUGAAGGGGACAAAAACACUGCUUUUUUUCAUGCAUGUACCAAGCAACGACAUGCCCGUAAAAAGCUACACGGUAUCCAAGACUCUUCCGGGAUAUGGCAAACUAACCCAGGAACCAUGAAAUCUAUUAUAUCCAGAUAUUACAAAGAUAUCUUCACUACACAAGGGCCUCAAGAUUAUGAACUUAUAACUCAAGGUUUACAUGCAAGAGUAACUCGUAGUAUGAACAGUACUCUAAUUCGGGAUGUCUCUGAUUCCGAGAUUAAGCAGGCAGUUUUUUCAAUGAGUUCUAACAAAGCACCCGGAGAUGAUGGUUUCACAGCUCUCUUUUACCAAACAUACUGGCCUAUAAUUGGUACAGAUAUUUGUAAAGCAGUGCACCGUUUCUUUCGUCGUGGGAAACUUCUCCGAAACUUCAACCAUACUCGGAUAUGUCUGAUUCCUAAAGUUGCAGAUGCAAAAACAGUACAACAGUUGAGACCUAUCAGUCUAUGCACUGUUUUUUACAAGAUCAUUUCAAAGGUCAUGACCACAAGAUUAAAGCAUAUAAUGUCACAAAUCAUUAGCAGUUCACAAAGUGCCUUUUUGGAAUCUAGACUCAUCUCUGAUAACAUUUUGGUGGCACAUGAACUUAUGCAUUUCUUAAAAAAUAGAAGAAAUGUACAACGACAAGAUAUGGCUAUCAAACUAGAUUUAAGUAAAGCCUAUGAUCGAGUUGAGUGGGGUUAUCUUCGACAUAUGUUAUUCCGACUGGGCUUCCACCCGCGUUGGGUUAAUUGGGUGAUGGAAUGUGUUUCGACUGUGUCCUAUACGGUAUUGGUAAAUGGGGAACCAACUGAUGUAAUUUAUCCUUCACGAGGCAUUCGUCAAGGGGAUCCUUUGUCACCAUAUCUAUUCCUAUUAUGUUCAGAAGGUUUUUCUUUCCUACUACAAAAGGCAGAAUUGAAUGGAUCUUUGGUAGGUAUAAGAAUUGGCCGGUAUUGCCCAACCGUUUCUCACCUACUGUUUGCUGAUGAUUCACUUUUGUUCUCCCGUGCUACUGAAUCUGAUUGCUGCACUAUUGUUCGUUUGUUGCAACUAUACUGUCAAGUAAGUGGCCAACAAAUUAAUAUGGACAAAUCCUCUGUUUGUUUCAGCAGUAAUACACCUCAAAGAUUUAGAUUGCAUAUGGCCAGGAUACUUGGCAUUACGGUGAUAGGCGCUAAGGAUAAAUAUUUAGGACUUCCUUCUGUGGUGUCUAAAUCCAAAAAGGAAACGUUUUCUGAGAUUAAGUUACGUAUCGCCCACCGACUAUCAGGUUGGAAAGAACAAAUGCUUUCGAGUGGUGGAAAGGAGACACUCAUUAAAUCAGUUGUUACGUCUAUUCCGGUAUAUCUUAUGUCUUGCUUCCGAUUACCUAAAGGUUUAUGCCAAGAUAUCAACGGAAUGAUUGCUCGUUUUUGGUGGUCUACAAAUGGAAAAAGUGACGGAAUCCAUUGGGUUAGUUGGCGCAAUAUGUGCAAAAGCAAACGUGAUGGUGGUAUGGGCUUUCGGGACAUUGAAGCAUUCAAUUUGGCAUUGCUUGCUAAACAGGGCUGGCGUCUAUGUUAUCGAGUUUUCAAAGGACGGUAUUUCCCCAAUUCCACAUUCUUACAUGCGGAUCUAGGAUCCAAACCUAGUUGGGCCUGGAGAAGUAUUAUGGCAGGAAAGGAAAUCUUAUCUCAAGGUGUUCGAUGGCGUAUUGGCAAUGGUAAUUUAGUGAGCUGUUUUCUUGAUCCUUGGAUACCAUCCUGUUUCCCAUUUACACCAAAUUUGCGGACUGAUGUAUCUAGUACUAUCACUUUAGUCAAUCAGCUGAUUAUAGGAAAUCCUCCACGAUGGAAUACAAGCUUGCUACAUAAUCUAUUUUACGAUGAUGUUGUUCUUCAGAUUCAAAGUAUUCCUUUGGGUGUUUCGGGGCAAAUUCAAGACAAACUAAUUUGGCACUUCACCAAGAAAGGUAACUAUGAUGUCAAAUCAGGAUAUCAUGUAGCUUUACAACAUAUUAACUCGAUCAGAUCUGUUGUUCGUAUCCCAUAUGCCGUACCACACUUGUCAUCAGAUUUUCAAUGGAAUUCAAUAUGGAACUUGUGUGUUCCACCAAAAAUUCGCAUUUUUCUAUGGCGCUUUUUUUCAAAUAAAUUAGCGUUAGGGAACAAUCUUAAUCAUCGAAUAAACGCGAUCUCCCCAACUUGUCGGGUAUGUGGAAAUGCUGAAGAGACAACAUUCCAUUUGUUCUUCUUAUGUUCGAAGUCUAGGUGUGUGUGGUUUAGCUCUAUGCUAUCCCUGCGGUCAGAUACACCUACAAUUACUUCAAUUGGGGAUUGGUGGCUGAAAAUACAACAAACCAUGGAAAAUUCUGAUCAAACUAUGUUUGCCUUCAUCUUGUGGUAUUUAUGGAAGGCACGUAAUGCACUCUUCUUCAAAGGUGAAGAUUGGUCGGCAACAGAAAUAGUUUCAAAAGCGAAUUGUCAUUGUCUAGAAUUCCUUGUGGCAUCCAAUUCGGAGGAAUCAGCCUCACAAUUGGUUCACCAACCUACCAUCCCUCCUCAACAUACCGGUUGGAAUCCUCCCCCCCAAGGUACAAUCAAACUAAACUUUGAUGCUGCUUUAAAUUCGAGUGAUCAUGUAGGAUCUAUUGGCGUGGUAUGUUCAAAUGAUUCUGGCAUUCCAUUUCUUUGCUUUACCAAAAAAAUAUAUGGUGCUUUCUCGCCAAUAGCAUUAGAAGCUAUCGCUCUGUUGGAGAGUCUGUUGCUUGCCAAGCGUAUGGAGUUUCCACAUGUGCUCAUUGAGGGUGAUGCAAAAAAUGUUAUAGAUACUAUGAAUGGUGAGCCUCUAUCGGAUUCAAGUAUUGAGGUGGUAAUAAUUGAUUCAACUCGCUUAGCAACUUUGUUCUCAUCAUGUACUUUUCAAUUUGUUAAACGCACUUAUAAUCGGAUGGCUCAUAAAGUAGCCAAUAAGGCCCUGUAUGACUCAUUUUUAGGGGAAAAUCACAAUCUUCUACUACAAUGGCUCAUCACUUCCAUUUCUGCUUUGUCAUCUAAGGGGCCAUAUAAGUGGCCCCUCUUACUUCCGCUCUACAGGGACAUUUGGUGGACCGCCUCUAGUAUCAGGUACUCUUUUCUGGUGAUUAUCGAUUUGGAUGAUCUCGACAUUUCAUUUUUUCCUUAUCUGCAAAUUCAAGGUAAUACUUAUAUCACAGUAGCCGUUACCAACGUAGCCGCGAAGUCCACUGUUAGCUCUUUUAUUUCAAGAAGGCUCAUCAUCUUCAUGAGAUGGCCUUUCUUCUAA
Mercurialis annua (annual mercury) is the source of this 4299-nucleotide messenger RNA. RefSeq lists its product as uncharacterized. The record is from RefSeq and is a predicted model, not a curated record. Lineage: Eukaryota; Viridiplantae; Streptophyta; Magnoliopsida; Malpighiales; Euphorbiaceae. The transcript is spliced from 7 exons. Gene Ontology annotation, molecular function: RNA-DNA hybrid ribonuclease activity; nucleic acid binding. Bases 1 to 4299 code for a protein of 1432 amino acids.